GUCAACGGAAUGUGCUGCUCCUCAGCCGCUCACUGAACAGAGCAGACGCAGCGGGGAAGUAAGACCUCACGCUUGCAGUACUGGCGAUAUUUGGAAUUUGGAAAAUUGCUAAGGUUUGUCCAAAAAGUCGAUAGAUUCGUCGCUAGUCGCUUUUUUGAAAAAAUGUCGCUAAAGGGGUCUGAAAAGUCGCUAAAAAUAGCGACAAAGUCGCUAAAUUGGCAACAAUGCACUCAACAGGAGUCAGGAAACACGUCGUUCUGUUCUUUCCGCAAAUUACCGUUAUAACCGCAAUAUGCGCGCACUCGGAUUUAAAUCGAGGCUGGUUUGACAGUGCAGUUUUCUGCUCAUCAGAAACGGACGCUUUUUCUGGUUUUACCUCCGUGGACGCAAAUAAACGCUCUCACACUGAAAUAGAUGAACUAUAUGGAUAUUAAAGACAUUAAAGAUUAACUGGCGUUCAUAAAGAUGAUCACGACACACCACGUUAUUUUAAUCUCGGGAUGACGAUUUGUUAUGGAGAAACGGAAAUCGGGAAAUGAUGACAAUACACAAUGUUUUAACAUCUACAUGGAAAAGGUGCACAGCUGCAAUGUAUUUACAGAGGAUUCGGCACUGGGAAGCCCAACGACACCACAGUGACCGCUCGAAUCGCUGCCUGUCUGGCAGACAUCUCAGCCUGGAUGAAGGAACACCACCUUCAACUCAACCCUGCCAAGACCGAACUCCUUGUCUUUCCAGCCAUCCCUGCUGUUGAACACAACAUCACCGUGCAGCUGGGCCCAACUACAGUUUCACCUUCCAAAACGCCCAACGACACCACAGUGACCGCUCGAAUCGCUACCUGUCUGGCAGACAUCUCAGCCUGGAUGAAGGAACACCACCUUCAACUCAACCCAGCCAAGACCGAACUCCUUGUCUUUCCAGCCAACCUUGCUGUUGAACACAACAUCACCGUGCAGCUGGGUCCAACUACAGUUUCACCUUCCAAAACGGUCAGAAAUCUAGGGGUAACCAUUGAUGAUGAGCUAAAUUUCACUGACCACAUUUCAAAGACUGCAAGAUCAUGUAGAUUUACACUCUACAAUAUCAGGAAGAUAAGACCCUUCAUCUCUGUACAUGCCACACAACUGCUCGUUCAGUCCCUUGUCAUAACUAGACUGGACUACUGUAACGCUCUCAUUGCAGGCCUUCCUGCAUGUGCUAUUAGACCUCUCCAAAUGAUCCAGAAUGCAGCAGCACGUCUGGUCUUUAAUGAACCUAAGAGAGCACGUUACACCACCUUUUGUCUCUCUCCACUCUCUGUCUAUCUAUCUAUUCUCUGUCUGUCUAUCUAUCUAUCUAUCUAUCUAGGUCUUACAUCUAUCUAUCUAUCUAUCUAUCUAUCUAUCUAUCUAUCUAUCUAUCUAUCUAUCUAUCUAUCUAUCUAUCUAUCUAUCUUAUCUAUCUAUCUAUCUAUCUAUCUAUCUAUCUAUCUAUCUAUCUAUCUAUCUAUCUAUCUAUCUAUCUAUCUAUCUAUCUAUCUUUUUGUCUCUCUGUCUGUCUAUCUGUCUGUCUAUGUAUGUAUGUAUCCUAUCUAUCUAUCUGUCUGUCUGUCUAUAUGUCUAUCUAUAUGUCUGUCUUUUCUUUCUAUCUGUCUGUCUGUCAGUCUGUCUUUGUGUCUGUCUGUCUGUCUAUCUAUAUAUCUGUCUUUUCUAUCUAUCUGUCUGUGUCUGUCUGUAUGUCUAUCUAUAUAUCUGUCUUUUCUGUCUAUCUAUCUAUCUAUCUAUUCUCUGUCUGUCUCUUUGUCUAUCUAUCUGUCUGUCUGUCUGUCUGUCUGUCUGUCUGUCUGUCUAUCAGCAGCAGCAGUUAUUAAUGAAGUGGAUAAUGUGGAUGGGCAAGCUGAGAGAGGGGCUUCACAGCAAGUAGAGACCAUGUACAUCACAGCAGCAGAAGAUAACACAAGAAAUUUCAUGCACAUAAUCAGGCAGUUUAGUUCAAUUGAAGAGUUUCUUAGUGAUGACAACAUACACUUGUCAGUCAACCCAACUACUGUGACAAAUUUGGAGCAGAGUUCUUAUCUGGACUAUGCUUUUGACAUUGAUGGUGUAGUGGUGGAGCUUGAAGGGUUGGUUGGCAAUUAUGUCUCUGUCUUAUUCCGAGAGGCCACCAUGGAGAUCCAUCCAUUGACUCAGCUGAAAGCAUGGCUCAAAGAGCUGUGGAAAGCUUCAGAGCUAUUGAAAAAACUCUGUGCAGUUUACUGA
Xyrauchen texanus (razorback sucker) is the source of this 2240-nucleotide messenger RNA. RefSeq lists its product as uncharacterized. The record is from RefSeq and is a predicted model, not a curated record. Lineage: Eukaryota; Metazoa; Chordata; Actinopteri; Cypriniformes; Catostomidae. The coding region runs from base 681 to 2240 and encodes 519 amino acids. The transcript has 6 exons.